AUGGACACCAGCGGCGGGGCCGUCCUCCAGUCGCCGGCGACGGAGGAGGAGACGAUGGCGCGGAAGCGCUCCCGCCGCGUGAGCUUCGCGGACACCACCGCCGUGCACGUGUUCGACCGCGACGAGGACUUUGAGACGCCCCCGGACGAGCGCCCCGCCUCCCCGUCUCCGUCCCCCGGGAGGCCCCUCGCGGGCGACGCGGCGGAGGGCGACGAGACGGAGGGAGAGGACGAGUCACCGUUCGGUUGGCUCGGGGAUGUGGGUGUCAGUUCCGCCUCCCCCGGCAGCGCCGCCGGGUCCAUGUCCUCGUUCGAAGGAGAUGACAACUUCUUUGGGGUCGUGUCAGCAAGUUUUAUUCAAUCGGGGAGACCAUCAGAUUCUGGAAUGUCGGAGGACAAUGGCCAUGAUUUAACUUUAGAUUCCCACACGUUUUCUUUGCAUUUCAACAAUGUUAUUCCUCCAGAUGAUUGUUCACUCCACUCAGCUGGAAGUCUGAGGACAGUCGGUCUGGAAUCUGCAACACCGCUAAAGGCACUGAAGGGAUCAGAGUCUGUAAAAUCGAGUGGUGGCCGCGAUGCGUUGACCGACAUGAGUUUGUGUGCAGAAAACCCUAAACGUUAUGAUUAUACUAACUUGUCACUCACAUUGAACAAUUUACUGCAAGAGGUCCAGGAACCAACGUCUCCUAAAGAUGAAACGGACUUUAUAACUGCCAAGCAUGCUUUGACGCUGCCUGCAUCUGAGAAAGAACACAGGCAAGAAAAAUCAUAUAUUGGCAAUGGUGUGUCUUCUGAUGAGCUGGUCUCCGUUAGUUCUCUUGAGGAGCACAUUACUAGUAGCUCUGAUCCGACUGAAGAAGACAAUGCAAUGGUAGUUGAUAUUCAUGAUAAAUCUCAGAUCAGUUUGCAGGAGAACUGCAGUGAUGACCAUAUAGCCGUUCACCCUGAUGUCAAUAGAACUGUAAAAACUGCUUCGUUGCUCUCUCCACCUCCACCUUAUGGGUCCUUCAUGAGUAAUAUUGACUUGCAACCUCCUGUAUUGGAUCAAUCAUUGUCAAAAGAUGAACCACAUGGAGCAAAUCAAACUGCAAGUGCAGUUCCUACCUUUUCAAUGAGGGAUGCUGAGCAGUUGCACCAGCAAAGUGAAAUCUUGAAUUCGGAAACUGUUUUACAUACUCCGAAAACGCAAGUUCAGCUGUUGCAAAUUACACAAGGUUCUGUAUCUUCCCUACGCUCCAAAAGGCAGCAAAUCUUCAGUCCUGUGGUUCAUUCCACUGGUAAUGUGGUAAGCCAUGAGGCAUCUUCUUUGGGGAGUGAGUUUAUGAAACAUGGUAAGAGAAUUUCAGAUCUCGAUCAUGUACUAAAGUUCAAGCUUCAUGAAUCACCUGUAGCUCAUAAUCGUCGAUUACCAUUAGUUGAGAGAAAUGAGAUUGUUCAGGAACCACAUAACACAUUCAGCAAAGCUGAAGAUCAUGGCUGCACUGUGUCAGCUUUUUCUGUUACACCACAACAGCUAGAGAAAACCGGUCAGGCUUCUGUUCUAGGUGCUCCCCCAAGGCAGGAGCCGAGUGAGGCCACUGAGGUUCAGGAUACUCUGUGCGAUGCCCCUGCUUUGGGUAGCCUAGCAAAUCAUGAAUGCAAUUCUCAUAUGGAUAUGGAUGGCACUGGAAGAAAAAGGAGCUCUGAAGAAAAUGUCUGUGCUGAACAUUCAUUGCCUGAAAAAAGAGCAAAGGGACCUAGAAGCCCAAUAACAUCACGAAAACAACUUCCUUGUGUAUCAUUGUCUUCUCGUAUGGCAGAAGAAAAUCAGAGUGAGGCUCAUGAUAGUGCACAAUCAUUAAGUGAUGAUUGGAACAAGGUAGUAUUCAGCGUAUCUGAUUCCAUUAAGCAGAUGCAUAUACGCCCAGAAUCUAUAAGUAAGCUUAACCUACAACAGCUUGAUAUGUUAGGAGAUAUGCUGGGGAAGAUUCAUGUGGCUAGAACAUAUAAGAGGCUUCCUGCUGCUGUGAGGAUUCAAGAUUCCAGACUAGCUGAGGCAAUGUCUCUCCAUGGCAAGCUUUCAUAUGAAAAGGCAAAACUGCAAAUAAAUCAUGUUAAACUUGAUAAACUGCGAAACAAAGCACAACUAUGUCAAGCUGGAAUUCAAGAAUGCCGCUAUUUGAAAUCCAAGAUUUCACAGCUUCGUCGUCCUACGGUGGGUGCUGCACAGAUGAAGGGAGGUCCUCUUUAUGCAGAAACUUCGAUUAAUACCUGCAACAGACUGGAAGGAAAUGCUAGGAUAACUGAAAAGAAGCUUGCACUCAGCAUGAUUCAACAGAAGGUGGAGAACCUCAAGAUUUCGCUUGAACAUUUUUGCAACAUUAAAGGUGAUAUUAGUGAAGUCCUCAGGGUUGCUGAAGAGCAAUUGAAGAUGAGAAAUCAGUGUCGUAUCAUCAACCAGCAAGCAUCGCUCUGGGAGUUGAAAGACAUUGUUAAAAGGGAAAAUAAGCGUGAUGUCAUUCUCAACUAUCGCAAUUUGCUCUUACAAAGGAUCAUCUUAAACCUUAGUGAUAUGUCAACCAUAUUUGUGAGUAACUCACUGAUGGGAACCAAAAUAGAAAAGGCAUUUCCCAAUUUGAAAGCAACUGUGGCAUUCAGUUUCGUUUUCAAAGCUGAGGAGAAUCAAAGACUUAGUGACUUACGAUCCUUGCAGAAGAAGACAAUGGAAACAAGUUUGCUUCUCGGUAAUCUUAUUGAUGUCCUAGAAGAAAUCGAGGAUGCUAAAGGGGAAUUAUUGGGUCUGAUCUCUGCAGAUUUUAGUGUGGACUCCCAGACAGUCACUACAAAAUCUGUACCAUGUCAAGCAGGGCAACUCAUCUUCAGUCUGCGCUUCAUCGGUUACAAGAGCGCCAAGAGGGUUGCUUUCACCAUUGACAUGACAGACCUGAGCCGCGCGGUGUACCCUUCUGAGCCAUCGGAGCUGCCGAUCAAGGUGUGGCAAGCUCAGACAACACUGUCGCAGCCAAACCUGGACAAGCUGAUGGCCUCCAUAAGGGACGACCUUCAGCCGGGGCGUGUGAUGAUCCUCAGGCUAUGCCGGAUGGUGACCCGCCUGGUUAACACAUUGCCUGUCUGA
Triticum turgidum subsp. durum (durum wheat) is the source of this 3114-nucleotide messenger RNA. The record is from the annotation of a GenBank genome assembly. Lineage: Eukaryota; Viridiplantae; Streptophyta; Magnoliopsida; Poales; Poaceae.